This is a messenger RNA of Gallus gallus (chicken), 10625 nucleotides long. It is a transcript of the gene BRD9, whose product is annotated as bromodomain containing 9. The record is from RefSeq and is a predicted model, not a curated record. The transcript has 17 exons. Gene Ontology annotation, biological process: regulation of transcription by RNA polymerase II. Gene Ontology annotation, cellular component: nucleus. NCBI's taxonomy places the organism in Eukaryota, Metazoa, Chordata, Aves, Galliformes, Phasianidae. Bases 43 to 1995 code for a protein of 650 amino acids.
GGCGGGGGAGGGGAAGUUACCGCCGUUGGGGUAAGCUUUACGAUGGGGAAGAAGCACAAGAAGCACAAAGCAGACAAGGCGGAGUGGCGGUCGGCUUCUACCACCUCCUACAGCGAUUAUGUAGACAAGCCUUUGGAAAAACCUUUAAAGCUGGUUCUUAAAGUUGGAGGAAGUGAAGUAACAGAACUUUCUGGAUCAGGACACGAUUCUAGUUAUUACGAUGACAGAUCAGAUCAUGAGCGAGAACGACAUAAAGAAAAGAAGAAAAAAAAGAAAAAGAAGUCUGAGAAGGAGAAAGAAAAGCACCUUGAUGAUGAGGAAAGAAGAAAGAGAAAAGAAGAGAAAAAGAGGAAAAGGGAAAAAGAGCAGUGUGACACUGAAGGAGAAACUGAUGACUUUGAUCCUGGGAAAAAAGUGGAGGUUGAACCUCCUCCAGAUCGUCCUGUCAGAGCAUGCAGAACUCAGCCGGCUGAAAAUGAGAGCACACCAAUCCAGCGAUUGCUAGAACACUUCCUUCGUCAGCUUCAAAGGAAAGAUCCUCAUGGGUUUUUUGCUUUUCCAGUCACGGAUGCCAUCGCUCCAGGAUAUUCCAUGAUAAUAAAGCACCCCAUGGAUUUUGGAACUAUGAAGGAAAAAAUUGCAGCAAAUGAAUACAAAUCAGUCACUGAAUUCAAGGCAGAUUUUAAACUCAUGUGUGAUAAUGCAAUGACAUACAACAGACCGGAUACUGUUUACUACAAGCUAGCCAAGAAGAUACUACACACAGGCUUUAAGAUGAUGAGCAAAGAACGGCUGUUAGCUUUGAAGCGCAGCAUGUCGUUUAUGCAGGACAUGGAUUUUUCUCAGCAGGCAGCUCUUUUGGGUGAUGAAGACACAGUGGUUGAGGAGCCUGUCCCUGAAGUUAUGCCUGUACAAGUAGAGACUACCAAGAAAUCCAAAAAGCAAAAUAAAGAAGUUAUUAGUUGCAUAUUUGAACCUGAAGGAAAUGCAUGCAGCCUGACAGAUAGCACUGCUGAAGAACAUGUCCUAGCACUAGUGGAACAUGCAGCAGAUGAAGCUCGGGAUAGGAUCAAUCGAUAUCUCCCCAACAGCAAGAUCGGUUAUCUGAAAAAAAAUGGAGAUGGAACAUUAUUGUUCAGUGUAGUAAAUUCAUCUGAUCCAGAAGCAGAAGAGGAAGAGACUCAUCCAGUAGAUCUGAGUUCAUUGUCAAGCAAAUUUUUACCUGGCUUCACUACACUGGGCUUUAAAGAUGAACGAAGAAACAAAGUUACCUUUCUUACAAGUGCUAGUACAGCCCUUUCCAUGCAAAACAACUCUAUUUUCCAUGAUUUGAAAUCAGAAGAAAUGGAACUCCUAUACUCAGCGUAUGGUGAUGAAACUGGGAUACAGUGUGCCUUAAGCUUACAAGAAUUUGUGAAGGACGCUGGAUAUUACAGCAAGAAAAUAGUAGAUGAUCUUCUGGACCAGAUCACAAGUGGAGAUCAUUCCAAAACUGUUUAUCAGCUAAAGCAGAGACGAAACAUCCCAGUAAAACCACUGGAUGAAGUUAAAGUUCUGCCAGUUCUCAUAAAAGAAGAACACAAGCUGCGUAACACCUGUCCAGAUUCUUCCAAACAGAUUAUGGUUGGAGAAUCUGCUGGAGACAGUAACACUUCUGAAUUGGACUUUCUGUCUAUGAAAUCAUAUUCAGAUGUAUCUCUUGAUAUUUCAAUGUUAAGUUCAUUAGGGAAAGUGAAGAAGGAGCUUGAUCAUGAUGAUAACCAUUUACAUCUGGAUGAAACAGCUAAGCUUCUGCAGGACCUUCAUGAGGCUCAAGCUGACAGAGUGGGAUCUCGACCAUCAUCCAAUUUGAGUUCCCUCUCCAAUACUUCUGAAAGAGAUCAGCAUCAUCUUGGAAGCCCUUCUCAUCUGAGUGUUGGAGAGCAGCAAGACAUAGUUCAUGAUCCCUAUGAAUUUCUUCAGUCCCCAGAAACCUCAAAUGCUACUACUAACUAAUUUGAUGUUCUAUAUAUAUUUUGUAUUUUAAUUGUAUUGUUAUUAUAUAAAGUUUUUGUACAUGGCAGAAACCUCAGUUUGUCCUGCUUUGUAUGAGGAUUCCAGUAUAAUGUUGCAAUAUAUACCGGUCAGAAAAAAAAAACAACCCCAAAAGUGGAAGGGUACUGUAGUGCAUCAUGUUAGCAGUGUGCCUAGGUCUGCUUUUGCUUUGUAUGUUGGAGUGUGUCUUGUCUACUGGUGUAUGAAUCUUGACUGAAAAACCGUAAGUGCCGUGUUAGAGAAUGUCUGUUCGGUAAAAACUGAAGUGAUCAUUGUUCCACCAUCAUGGCAGCAAUCUUGAAAUACUUCCUAUAGAAUUACGUACCAGUUUCUCUUUCGGUCUUAACUUGGACAUCCUCAAGGAGGAAUAUCUUACUUCAUCAGUGGCAGAAGUGAAUGAACUGUGGUCGUUAUUUUACUUUUAAUCUUCUACCCUCUAAUCUGUAGGAAUGGUUUGUGUUUCCCUCUCUUUGUAAAUCUUUCAUUUCAUCACCCUAGAGAAUAAUUAGUAUGAGAAUAACAGUACUUGUAGUUGCUUUAAAAUGCUUACCACACUAAUUCUACACUGGAUCUAAAAAAGGUGGAUAUUUUAAUGAUCCCUUGUGUCUUGAAAAAGGAAGAGAUUACAAUACUGAUACUUUUAAAUUCAGUAUUUAUAUUUACUUGGAUGAAAAGAAUACUGCAUGCAGCUUGCUUUUUGUUAAUUCUAAGGUAAAAUCUUUGGAAUUCAGUAUUCAUGGGGGGUGUACCACUGGUAUGUGCAAGCUGGACAUGUUAUAAAUUUACAGCAUUUUGUAAAUCUGUAAAAAUAAAGAGUGAGGAUCAGGAACCAGAGCUCUCAUCCACAUUGCCUAUACAGUCUUGCCUAUAUAGCCUUUACUAUCUAUCUGUCUUUGCCAAUUAUUUUAUGAGCAUUCUUGCUUAUAAAAGUUCUGACAUCUCUUGUUCUCUCAGAACGAAAUUCUGCAGCAAACCCCUCUCAUACUGUGUCAGUACAUCUUUUAUGGUCUCUUCCUUUAGUAGUGACCAGGUAACUCUAAGAUUUUUAUAAGAUAUUCACCUGAUUUAUCUAUCUUGCCUAAGUAAGCCUUCUUUAAGAUGAUGAUCUUGUUUUCACAGUUCAUCCUAAGGCCAAAGUUCUGGAAACAGAACUGAGUGGCUAAGAGGGCUGUUUUUCUGUUAAAAGUUAAAAUGUCUAUAAGCUCUUCACAUUGGACUAGAAAAGUCAGAAUCACUAAGACUAGAAUGUGCAGAAGCACUAGUAGAGGUCAGAGCAAAGACCAAGAAUAUACUCAUCAAAGGAGUUAAUGAGGGAGGCUGAUUGAUUUUCGUGAAUAUAGUAAACAUAUUUCAAAACACAAAUGUGUAAUUCUGUGGAGGAGGAAUUUUAAUAGUUUUUCUUCUGACUAGAGAUUUAAUAGAAAACAACUUACAUUAAAUUUGUGGAUAAUCAGAUGACAUGCAAAAGUUAGGCUCUAAGUGGUAGUGGAUGUUCAGGUUAGUGAGGUAAAUGUUUUGCUAUUUACAUUUAAGAUUUCCUUCACCCACAACACCCUUCCUGAAAAAAUCCUAGGCAUUUACUGUAAUACUUGAAGAAUUGGAUUUCAGGAUUGUUUAAUGAAAAAAUGUUACAGCAAGAAAUGAGAAUAUAAAUUUGGCUAAUAGCAUCUUUUGAAACCAAGAGGAUCACAGUUUACAAAUGGAUUGUUUCUAUCACAUUUUCGUAUUUUAAUACCACUUCAAAAUUAAUGCUUGAUUAGCCAUAACCUCUGAGAAGAAUACUUAAAAAACAAACAAACCAAACAGUUGAGCUCCCUCUUCAGGUACAGAUCAUAAAGGGAGUGGCUUCCUUCAGCCUCUCAGUUACUGAAUAUUUUUAAUCAGGGGUUACGGUGUUGCUAGUAUUUCCAUAUAUAUGUAAGAGAAAAUUUAUUCUCUUAUUAAAUGCUGUAUUGGGAAAAAAAAUCUUAAGUUGCAUCACAGAAUGACUGAGGUUGCAAACUAGCUCUGGAGGCUGUCUGGUCUCACCCCCUUCAACCUUAAAGCCACUUUCCUAGGACCACAUCCAGACACCUUUUGGAGAUCUCUACAACUGUUCAAGGCUAUCUGUGCCAAUGCUCAAUCACCCUCAUAAUAAACUGUUUCUUGAUGUUUGGGUGAAACAUCCUGUGUUUAAGUUUAUGUCCAUUGUCUCUUCUCCUGGCACUGGGCACCUCUGAGAAGAGCCUGGUUCUGUCUUCUUUGCACCCUCCCUUCAGGUAUUUGUGGGAAUUAUUGAGAUGCCUCUCUCAGCUUCCUUGUCUCCAAGCUGAAUAGUUCCAGUUAUCUUUGCCUUAGCUCAUACAAGAUGUUCAUCAGUCAUCUUUCUGCCCUUUUUUUGUACCCUCCAGUAUGAUUGUAUCUUGUGUUAGGGAGCCCACAAUUGGGCAACAGUACUCCGGAUGUGGUUUCAUCAGGGCUGAGUAGAGGGGAAGGAUCACCUCCCUUGAGCUACUGGCAGUACUUUAACUAGUGCAGUCAAGGAUAUCCUUGCAGCGUUCUUUUCAGCAAGGGUGCUUUGUAGACUCAUGUUCAAUUUAGCAUCCACCAUGAUAUCCAGUUCCUUUCCUUCCAACUUAUUUUCCAGCUGAUUGGCCCCCAGCAUAUGUCAGUGCCUGGUGGUGUUCCUCCUCACGUGUAAGGACUUUGCACUUCUUGUUUAAGCGUGUGAGGUCCUUGUCAGCCCAUUUUUCCAGCCUAUCAAGGUUCCCCUGGAUAGUAGUACAAGUCCCUGUUGUGCUAGUCUUUCCUACCAAUUUUGUGUUAUUUGUGAACUUUCUGGGGGUGGACUCUGCUCCAUCAUCCAGAUCAUUAAUGAAUAUGUUUACUGGACUCAGUAUCAACGCCCCUGGGAUAUACACCUUGUUACUGACCUUCAACUAGAUGAUAAAUAUCUUCACAAAGGAUCUCAUUUUUAUAAAAUCUACACAGUUUGCAAGAGAUAAUAAUUUAAUUUCUGUUUUCUUUAAUCUAUAAAAAAUAAAAAAUGACUCUAAAUUGAGUACAAAGGCCAAAUAAAUAACACGUAGACAACAGCUAUAUCUGAACUGUGGAAGUGGGAUUCAGUAUUUCCUGUAUAAGUCAAAAAGUGUUCCAUGAUUCUGCAAUGUGAGUUGUACAGUCUGAGUGGACAACUUAUUCAAUAGCAAUCUGAUGUGAUACAUAACCAGCAGCGAAGAAUUGUAUGUAAUAACAACAUCACUAGCAACAGCACUAUUUAUUUUUUUUUAAAAGCAAUGGUGCUACAUGAAUUAACACCCCUCAGAGAUAAAAACUUUUCCACUAUGUAAAUCCUGGAUAUUUUUUGCAUCCAGGUGUUUGAUAACUUUAAAGUGAUGUGCUUUGGCCAUCACUUUAAAUACUGUUUCAGAAUUUUAUAUGUUAAAUGUUGUUAAGGGAGCAUAAAAUCAUGAGGGUUGCAUAGAUCUCUUUUUGCUUUGCUGUCAAGAACUGCUGACUUGAUCUUGCCUCAGAAUUCGUAUCCACACUGUUACAAAUGGUUUUGCUGCUGUGGUUUAAGCUCUUCUUCACACCUUUUUCACCCACUUUCUUCAAUGUCUUUGAAUACAAUAUCCUUAACAUAAUCACCUUUUUUAACCAGUUUCUCUUUAGCCUUCAAAACACAGCCAUGGUGUAAAGGAAAAAGUCAGAGUUCCAGGAUCCAACUUUCCUUUCCCAGAAGCUGAAAGGGAAAAGUUUCCUCUUUGUCAGAGAGAAAUUUUUUGAAGCACUUUCACAGCCGCAGGAUAAAACCUUGUAACCUAGAUUCAGAACUGACAUUGACAUACCCCUGUGAGCAGGUUGUCAGGAUAACUACUCUCCCAGCCAUAUAUUGUCCUGUCAGUGGGCACUACUGAGAAGAAUGUUUCCUUUUUUACUUCAUUAGGUAUUUAUACACAUUUGCUGAGACCGCUCCCCAGCCCUGAGACUUCUCCUCCCCAAUCCAGUUGCAGUUGUCUCAGCCUCUCCUCCCUUCAUCAUCUUUGUCAUUUUGUGCUGAAAUCACCCCACUAUGUCUUUAUCUCUCCUGGAGGAAGGAGCAUAGAACAGUACUUCAAGUGCAGCCUCACCGAAGUUGAGAAGAGAGGAAAGAUCACCUUUCUUGAUCUGCUGACAAUGUGCCCCAGAAAAAUAACGGCCACUUUUGAUGCAAAGGUGCAUCUUGUGGUUAGCUUGAUGUCAACCAGGAUGCCAAGAGCCUUCCCUGCAGAGUUUUUUUCCAUCCAGUGGGCACCUGUCAUUUACUGGUACACGGGGUGGGGCAACCCCCAGGUGCAUGACUGCACUUCUUUUUGUUAAAUUUCAUGAGGUUCUUCUCUAUCCAUUUCUCCACCUUGUCUAGAUCCCUCUGCAUGGUAGGACACGUAUCUGGUCUGUCAGUCACUCCUCCUAGUUUUGUAAGAUUUGCAUAACUGGUAAGGGUACGCUCUGCCCCAUUGCCCAGAUUUUUAAUGUCAAAGAACACUGGAUCCAGUAUUGAACCCUGGAGUACCACAAGUAACUGGAUUACAACAGGACUUCAAGCCAUUUAUCACAAAUCUCUGCAUAGGACCAGACCUUCAGCUAGUUCUCAGUGAACUUUGCUGUCCACUUAUUUCAUCCUUACUUUGUCUCUUCAUCUGAGAGAAUGCUAUGGGAGACAAGGUAAACAAUAUCCACUGCUCUCCACUCAUCAACCCAGCUGGUCAACUCAUAGUGAAAAGCUAUCACGUUGGUUAAACAUGAUUUCCUCUUUGUCACUCCAUUCUGACUACUCUCAAUCCCCUUCAAGUAGUUUGGAAAUAGUUUCCAGGAGGAUUUUCACCAUCAUCUUCCUAGGGAUUGAGGUGAAGCUGACCAACCAGUAGUUCCCUAUACCUUCCCCCUUUCCCUUCUUGAAGAUUGAAGUGACAUUUGCUCUCUUUCAGUCUUUAGGAACCCUACCCAAACACCAGGCUCAUUAUCAAGAGUGGCCUCAGAAAUGCAUAGGUCCAUCAGCAGUUGCAUAUGUAAUCAGAUCAAGUGAACUUGUGUAUGACCAAUUUAAGUGCUACCUAACCUGGUCUUCCUUUACAAGAGUGUGAUUUCUCUGCUCCAGAAUCUCUCAGGUCUCAGGACAUCAAAAAAGUGAAAGUUCAGGAUUCUUUUUAAAAAAUCAAUCCUGUUAAUUAUUUUUGAUUGGUUGUAGAAAUAACCUGCCUGUGGAAUAAUUGCAGUCACCAAACUACAUAGCAGGGAUUUAAACAAUGGGAAAUACUGGGAUAUUUGUAUUACUUGCUCACCUUUUAAAUUAGAGGUAGGAGUGGAGAGUAUUAACUACAAUGAAUUUCAGUAUUGAAAUAUUUGCUAAGUUUUCCUUAGGAAAGAGUAGGCACAUUGAGGAACAAAAAUGAAUUUAUGAUUCUAUGAUUCUGUGAAACCAACUUCACUUGUAUGGUGCAAGUGUUUACCACAUAGACACUUACUACAAGAUAAAUAAACUGGUGUUGGUGUUUUGCAUAGCUUUUCAAGCCCACAAAAAGGACUAGUGAUGAUACUUGAAUUAUAGUAAAUAAUCUCUUGUUCCUUGACUAAACCAAUUUUUCACUGGGUUUAUACAUUAAAACUUCUAUCAAAAGAGAUUCCUCCAAUUAUGAGUACUAGAGGCUUAAGUCACUGUACAGUCUGACUUCUAGGGAAUUCUUAAAUUCUGAAAUGUUUUCUUAUGUCCUAGAAUAAACUAUAUUUCAUAAGACAGUGGUAACAUGCAGUAGGUGAGGAGAAAGAAAAGAGUCCUGGGAAUGACCCAAGAGAUCCUGAAAUCGUAGCAGUCAUCAAUUUUAUGUCAUUAGAUGCAUAGUUAGACCAUCCUGAAGCUAUUAUUCAAAAUUGCAGAAUGGAGAGCGCAUAUUACAGAACGACAGAAUCAUUAAGGUUGGAAAAGACCACUAAGAUCAUCUUGUCCAACUGUCAUCCCAGCCCACUAAAUAGUGUCCCUAAGUGCCCUAUCUACCUUUUUGUUGAAAACCUCCAGGGACGGUGACUCUACCACUUCCCUGUGCAGCCUGUUCCAAUACCUCACCAAUCUUUAUAAGAAGAAAUUUCUCCUAGUAUCCAACCUGAACCUCCCCUGGCAUUAUCACUAGUUACCUGGGAAAAGAGGCCUACCCCCAGUUCACUACAACCUCCUUCCAGGAAGUUGAAAAGAGCGAUACCAUCUCACCUGAGCCUCCUGUUCUCCAGACUAAACAGACUAAACUCUCUUCCCCCAGCUUCUCCUCAUAAGGCUUGUGUCCCGCACCCUUCACCAGCUUCAUUGUCCUUCUUUGCAUACACUGCAGGGCCUCAGUGUCUUUCUUACAGUGAGGGGCCCAGAACAACAUAGCUCUCAAGGUGUGGACUCACUAGUACCAAGUACGGGGAGACGAUCACUUCCCUGGUGUUGUUGACUACACUAUUUCUGAUACAAGCCAGGAUGCCAUUGUCCUUCUUGUUCACCUGGGCACAUUGCUGGCUCAUGUUCAUCCGGCUGUCAGCUAACACCCCCAGAUCCUUUGCACAGCUUUCCAGCCACUCUGCUCCAAGCUCGUAGUGAAGCAUGGAUGCAUGAGGUUGUUGAGACUAAAGAGUAGGACUCAGCUCUUGGUCUUGUUAAGCUCAUGCAGUUGGCCUCAGCCUGCUGAUCCAGCCUAUCCAGAUCCCUCUGUAGGGCCUUCCUACCCUCAGGCAGAUUGUUUCCUCCCAGCUUGAUGUCAUCUGCAAACCUCCUGAGAGUGCACUCAUCCAAAUCAUUGAUAAAGACAAUAAACAGAGCUGGUCCCAAUUCUGACCCUUGGGUAACACCACUAGUGGCCAGUUGCUGGCUGGAUUCAGCUCUAUUUACCACUACUCCCUGGGCCUGGCUAUCCAGCUAGUUUUUUACCCAGUGAAGAGUAGACCUGUCCAAGGCGUCAGCUGACUGCUUCUCCAGGAAAAUACUGUGGGAAACAGUCAAAGGCUUUACUAAAAUCUAGGUAGACUACAUCCACACACCCACAGACCUUCCCUCAUCCACUAGGUGGGAUCAUAACUCAGCAGUGAAUGCUGUACUUGACUAUCAUUCCUGUGUUUCAAUCCUUUUAUUUUCUUUUUCUUUUCUGCUAUUCUAAUACCUUUGUUGGAUCAGAAGUUUAAGUGCUAACUGGUGAAGAGGAAGUUGUAAAAAUAUGAUUAUUUUUUUUUUUUUGAUGACUGGUUUCUUCUAGUUGCUUUUGUAUUUAGUAUGUUUUGCCUGAGAUUUUGGUGACAUGCCAUGGAUGAGCUGAGGCUGUAGGAAGAGUAUCUGCCUGAUGAAGUGCAAAAGGGAUGUUUUCGGUGGCUAAUGAAUGACAUAAAUCACUACCUCUGUUGCAUGUAUGUUUUCCCACCAUUUGUCACAAUGCUAAAGAAAAGAGAGUUCUACUUUUCUGUUUUGGGAGUUGUUAGAAGUAUGUGUAUAUGUGUUUGGCAAUGUGGCAAUGUGUUCAGGCUGUCUGCUACUCAUGCACACAUAAUGGCCAGCGUGUGUUCCUGGACGUAACAAGUAUGAUCUGUUGCACUGUAACAGUGUUGACUGUUGGGAAGUCUUUGCAUGGACGCACACAAUGGUCAAUAAUGUUUAAGAGAAUAAUAACUGAAAAAUAUCUUUAAAGCUAAUGCUUUUUUUGACCCCUAAUACAGCAGGCUUAAUUUCUCAUACUCUAUGUAUAAAUGUAAAUUGAUUCCUGUAAUAUAUGUUAAUUAAAAAUUACAGUUGGUGAGGAAAUUUUUAGUGAAACUAUUGUUACUGUUGCAUUGCUCACCUUUGUCCUUGAAUAAAAAUCCACUGUUUUAAGUACUCAUCUAAAGUAAUGUGCUGGCUUGUUUGUUUUGCUUAAACUGUUUUUGUAAACUAUUGAAAACUGAAAUAACAUACAGUAUCUUAUUAUAUUCAUCUUGGGUUGCUGACUGUACUCGUUCAAACACUGAAAUUCUGUAAAUUAGCCUUUAAGCUUCUGUGGUUUAUCUGUACAAAUGGCUGUGUAGUCUUUGUAUUACUACCGCUCCAGGAAGCACUUUGUGCCUAAGAAGGUUUGCCUAUUUGUUCAGCGUAUCUCACCCUUGGGCAGUGUCAGUUCUACACGGCAAUCUCUAACUGUAGAUCCUAAGGCUGUUAGACAACCCUUUUAAUAAGCCUACUAACUUCUUUCUUGAGAGGAGGGAGGAAUGGGACACAGCACUCUUAAGACAGAGUCCUCCCCAGAAGCAAAUUUUUUUCUUGUAUGCUAUUUGUCUUCCCAAAAUGGCAAACGUUGACUUGAAUUCUGUUUUCUGGGUGUACGGAAAGUACUGAAUGCCUCAAGAAAUCUUUUACAUGGCUUUGAGAAAUCUUUCCCCUACACUUUCUAGAAAGAUUGGACUUUGUGUUUGCAUCCUCUCCUUUUUCUUUUUUAUUUUUUUAAUAAAUUAUACAUAUUUUUUCUUAAAAAGAAAAGAUUCUCAAUGUAUUAAGAUAGAGUGACUAGUUUCUGUUCAGCUUUUUUUGUAAUAGUGCUUUUUUACUGAUUGCCAAGAUCGAAAAUAAACCCUCUCUUCUA